Molecule: messenger RNA, 1325 nt
Organism: Alosa alosa (allis shad)
Lineage: Eukaryota; Metazoa; Chordata; Actinopteri; Clupeiformes; Clupeidae
Gene: dera
Product: deoxyribose-phosphate aldolase (putative)
Exons: 9
Coding region: 112-1068 (318 amino acids)
Biological process (GO): deoxyribonucleotide catabolic process; carbohydrate catabolic process
Cellular component (GO): cytoplasm
Molecular function (GO): deoxyribose-phosphate aldolase activity
Source: RefSeq, a predicted model, not a curated record
CGUAACAGGAAGAAAUUCUACAUGGUCCUCGUGAACUGUCUUUGGACCUGCCAAGGCGUACAUUUUUUGGUUAAGUCGUGCAGUGUCCUGUAACUUAAUUGUGUCUUUAUCAUGUCUGCAAGAAACCCCGGAAUGGAUUUGGAUCUUGAAUGGGUGUCCAAAGCACGAGUUAACACCCAGGCUGUUUUGAAGCGAGCUCAGCAGAUUCAAGGGCGCAAAGUGGCAAAAAAACAAUGGCAGGCUGCAUGGCUGCUGAAGGCGGUCACAUGUAUUGACCUGACCACUCUUGCUGGAGAUGACACUCCGUCCAAUGUCCACCGAUUGUGCAUGAAGGCCAUACAGCCCAUUCGCCGUGAUCAUCUGAAAAGCAUAGACAUGCAUGACAAAGGCAUCACCACUGCUGCUGUCUGUGUGUACCCGUCUCGCGUGGCUGAUGCCGCCAAGGCUCUAAAGGCAGCCAACUCCAGCCUGCCGGUCGCCUCAGUGGCCACGGGAUUCCCCGCUGGUCAGACACACCUGAAGACUCGCUUGGAGGAAGUGCGCCUGGCUGUGGCCGACGGGGCGAGCGAGAUCGACAUUGUAAUCAACCGGACCCUCGCUCUCACCGGACAGUGGGAAGCUCUUUAUGACGAGAUCAGACAGUUCAGAGAGGCGUGUGGAGACGCCCACAUGAAGACCAUCCUGGCUAUAGGAGAGCUGGCCAACUACACCAAUGUCUACAAGGCCAGUCUGGUCUCCAUGAUGGCAGGAUCUGACUUCAUCAAAACAUCAACUGGCAAAGAGUCUGUCAAUGCCACCUACCCGGUUGCCAUAGUGAUGGUUAGAGCAAUCCGUGACUACUUCCUACGAACGGGCCAUAAGGUGGGCUUCAAGCCAGCGGGGGGCAUCCGCACGGCCCAGGAGUCGGUGGUGUGGCUCACCCUGAUGAAGGAGGAGCUGGGCGACGACUGGCUCAGCCCCCACCUCUUCCGUCUGGGCGCCAGCAGCCUGUUGGCGGACAUCGAGAGGCAGAUCUACCAUCAUGUGACCGGACGGUAUCCAGCUUAUCAGGAAUUGCCCAUGGCCUAAAUGAGUGGGGAAUGGAGUUAUACAAUACAGUCAAAUAACAGACCUUCAGCUUCUCACAAGCAAGACCUCAUGCCAUGACACACAUUUGGGACAUGUACAUUUGAGCCACUGCUACUGUUUCCAGUGGGUUGUGGCGACUGUCUGUAGUGCACUUUUACAUUUCAGUCUUAAUAGAAAAACUGAAUUUCAUUUUUAGACAUGACAGCCUAACAACAACAAAGACGUGUGUUAUUAAAAAGACUGUGGUGUACAAAGUA